UUUAUUUCAGUGUUUACAAUUACUAUGAAAUGUUUAAAAAUUCUUUGAAAAUUCCAGAAGCUAUUUGUCUUACUAAAAAUAAUGUUUCAGAAGAAGAUGAAUGUCCACAAUAUGAUGACAUUGACCAAACAUUGCAAAAUAAGAAUAAAAAGUAUCAAAAAAAAGAUAAAAAUCGAAUUGAUUUAGUUUUAGCUGCUGAUAAUGAUGAAAAUAAAUAUAAAAUUCAAGAAAGACACAAUUUUUUUAAAGUUUUGCGUAACAAAAGACUUCAUGUAUCUAAAAAGGCAAUUUUAUCAUUUGAUAAAAAAACAAAGUUUUGGAUUGUUUACACUCCUUUUGAUGUUUUGUGUGAUGCUGCUGAGGAUUUAAAAUUACAUCUUCCAACUGUUCAAAAUGAUAUUGAAGUUAAUUUAUGGUAUAGCAAAGCUUUAAAGAAACUUCGGGCAUGCUGGGAUAGAUAUGAUCCUUUUACAAUAAGAAAUUCCUACUUUGAUAAAACAAAAUUUUACUUUGCUGAUGUGUUUGACAAAUCACGGUUAUGUGAGUUUUACAACGGUAAUCAUAAAAACAAAUUAUUUUCACAAGCUUAUCGCUCACUGAUUACUUAUCAUAUACUUCAAACAACAUCAUGGUGUUCAGAUUUUAGAAUAAAAUGUGGUUUAAGUUACCUUAUGCAUAAUAAUGUUUUUACUGAUUGUUAUCCUGUCCAUGAUGGAGUCAUUUUGAAAGGAAGUAACUUGAAGCCAGUAAGUACAAAACAAAAACUUUAUGAAGAAUGGGGUUCGUUUAAACAGAUUUUUAAGUAUCAACCUAUUGAUGCAAUCAAAGACUACUUUGGUGUUAAAAUUGCUUUUUAUUUUGAUUGGUUAGGUUUUUAUACACUUUUUUUGAUCCCUGUUUCAUUUUUGGGAAUCUUAUGUUGUUUAUAUGGAGGACUUUCUUUAAUGUGGUUUGAGCCAACCAAAGAAAUUUGUUCUCAAAGCAAAAAAUUUCAAUUUUACAUGUGUCCAUUAUGUGAUAGGGACUGUAAUUUUUUUUAUUUAAAUGAAACUUGUUUAUAUGCUCGAAUGGCUCACGUUUUUGAUAAUAGUGCUACCCCUAUGUUGUCUGUAUUUAUGUCUCUAUGGUCAGUGCUCUAUCUGGAAUACUGGAAAAGGCGCCAGCACACUUUAUCAUACAAAUGGCACUCAAAGAAUUUUUAUGAAGUGGAGACUUUGAGGCCUGAGUAUUGUGAAGCAGCUGUCCAAAAACGUGUUAACCCUGUUACUAAAGACACUGAACCAUUUAUUUCUACAAAAGAAUACUUUUUAAAAGUGUGUGGUGAGUUAUCAGUUGUUUUGCUGUUUAUGUGUUUAGUUAUUGCAGCAACAAUGGGAGUUAUUGUUUAUCGUGGAGCUGUUUUUAUACUUAAAGCUCACUCAAACUCUAAGUUGUUAGUAGCAUGUUCAGCUAGUGUUAUUAGUUUGAUAAUUAUUAAUAUACUACGAAUUUUAUACAAAUGGAUUGCAAAAAAGUUAACCGAAUGGGAAAAUCCCAGAACAAAAAGUGACUUUGAAAAAUCAUUCACAUUUAAAAUGUUUUGGUUUCAGUUUUGCAAUGCAUAUUCUUCUGUAUUUUAUAUUGCUUUUUUUAAAAAUGCAUAUUUUGUUGGAUGGCCAGGAGAUCGUAGAUAUUUUAUAAAUAGAAAUAUUAGUUUAGAGGGAUGCUCAGCACAAGGCUGCUUUUUGGAACUAUCUAUCCAGUUAGUUGUACUAAUGGCAGGUCAGCAAUUGAUAGGAAACAUACCUGAGUUUGUAUUGCCUUUUCUGAAAAAGAAAUACAAUAGUUGGAAACAUUUGAUUACAGACAAGAAUGUACCUAUUUAUGAAAAUGAUUAUCAACUCAAUCGAAUUGAAAAGCAUAAUGAACUUUUUUUAUAUGGAGAAUAUGAAGAAGUUGUUCUUCAGUAUGGUUUUGUGACUAUGUUUAUUGCUGCUUUUCCUUUGGCACCAUUAAUUGCCCUUGUUACUAAUUUAAUAGAGAUUCGUAUAGAUGCAAAAAAAUUGAUAACACAGUUUCGUAGGCCAAUAGCCAUGUUAGAUAAAGGUAUUGGUGUAUGGUACAACAUACUUGUUACAGUAACAGCGUUCUCUGUUAUGGUGAAUGGCUGUGUUAUUGCGUUAACAUCUGAGUUCAUUCCUCGAAUUGUCUACAAAUAUAAAUAUAGUAGUGAUCACAGCUUAAAUGGAUAUUUGAAUUGGAGUUUGUCUUAUUAUAAUGUCACCAAUUUUAAAGAUUAUGAAAAACCCCUACAAACUCCAUUACAUCCAAUUUGCAGAUUUGCUGGUUUUCAUGAUUCCAAAUCACAUUACGAUUUUAAUAAAACUCAUUGGGAAGUAUGGACAGUUCGUCUUACAUUUGUUUUUAUAUUUCAGUUUGUAAUAUCAGGUACAUCGCGUCUUUUAGCAUGGUUUAUACCAGACAAACCUACAUCACUGCGUCUUAAAAUUAGGAGACAACAACUUCUUGCAAAAGAAGCAGAAAAGUUAUACAAAAUAAAGAUUAGGAAACGAAUACCUGAUAUUAAUGUACAAGGCAAUGAUGCUUCAGAACUUGAUUUGAAUCUUAUGCUUUAAAAUCUUUGUUGUCAUAGAACCUUAGCAGAUUGUAGUAGACCGUUGGGGAUCGAUAUAGACUACUCUUGGAAAAAGCUGACAAUACCAAAUAUCCAAUAAUAAGAUAAAUGUUUUCUAUUUUAAUAUAUAUAUUAUUUUCUAAAUUCAUCUAAUGUAUUUAAUAAUAUGAAUAUAUUUAAUAACGGAAAUAAAAAUGAAUCUAGUUAAAAGAAUAAGUAAAAAAUAAAGUUACUACAUUUAUAUAUCACAAAAUGGGUUAUUUUGUUACAAUUACUAAUGUAUAAUAUUAUUGGUGUUUUGUAUGUACUUUAAUAAAAUGGUUGUAAUUAAUGUGUGGAUCUGCAUCUAAUAUGGUUGCAUCUAAUGUGUUAUUUAAUAAGAGGGGAGUAUACAGUACAUGAAUGUUUAAUAAUAGGGUGUAUCUGAUGUAAGCAUAUUUUUGAUGUUUUAUGUAUGAGUACUCUAAUGAAUCUUUUCUAUUUUGAGAACAAAUUUUUAUCAAGAAAAAAUAUUGUUUUAACUUUAGCUUAUAAAUCUCUUAAAAGUUUAAUCCAGGAAAGCUGUACGUACUUUUUAAUUUUUUAAGAUAAUUUUUUACCCUCUAUAUUUUAUUAGGGAAAAAAUAGUUUUUUUAUAAUAAUAAUAAAAAACAAAAACAUGUAGUGUAAACAAGCAUUUAUCAAUGUUAUUGAUUAUUAUAUAUGUAUCUGCAUUGUAUUAAGUUGCUUUAUAUUAGCAUAUUGAUAUAUAUCGUGUUUGCGUCACUUUUU
This is a messenger RNA of Hydra vulgaris (swiftwater hydra), 3385 nucleotides long. Lineage: Eukaryota; Metazoa; Cnidaria; Hydrozoa; Anthoathecata; Hydridae. The record is from RefSeq and is a predicted model, not a curated record.